Mastomys coucha (southern multimammate mouse) is the source of this 9165-nucleotide messenger RNA. RefSeq names its product nectin cell adhesion molecule 3 (gene Nectin3). The coding region runs from base 258 to 1790 and encodes 510 amino acids. Gene Ontology annotation, cellular component: apical junction complex; adherens junction. The record is from RefSeq and is a predicted model, not a curated record. NCBI's taxonomy places the organism in Eukaryota, Metazoa, Chordata, Mammalia, Rodentia, Muridae. The transcript has 9 exons. Gene Ontology annotation, biological process: heterophilic cell-cell adhesion; symbiont entry into host cell; homophilic cell-cell adhesion.
GACCGCGGGGAGGGGAGUGGCGGCGGCGGCGGCGGCGGGCGGCUCCCGCUUCAGCCUCGGCAGUGGCGUCGGCGACGGCGGCGGAGUCGAGGCAGCCGCGAGCGCUCGGCCGAGUGGCGGCGGGCGAAGACGGCGCAGGAGCCGGGGGUUGAGGACACGCGCGCUGGCCCUUCCGCGCCGCGGCCGCCGCCGCCGCCGCCACCCAGAGCCUGAGGCGCCGGGGCGCGGGCGAGCGGGCGGGCCGGGGCAAGGCGGGCAUGGCGCGGACCCUGGGCCCGGCCCCGUUGUGUCCUGGAGGCGGCAAAGCACAACUUUCCUCGGCGUUUCCUCCCGCGGCCGGACUGCUGCUGCCGGCCCCGACGCCGCCGCCGCUGCUGCUGCUGCUCAUCCCCCUGCUUCUCUUUUCCCGGCUCUGUGGUGCCUUAGCUGGAUCAAUUAUUGUGGAGCCACAUGUCACAGCAGUGUGGGGAAAGAAUGUUUCAUUGAAGUGUUUAAUUGAAGUGAAUGAAACUAUAACACAGAUCUCAUGGGAGAAGAUACAUGGCAAAAGUACACAGACUGUUGCAGUUCAUCAUCCUCAGUAUGGAUUCUCUGUUCAAGGAGAUUAUCAGGGAAGAGUGUUGUUUAAAAACUAUUCACUUAAUGAUGCAACAAUUACUCUGCAUAACAUAGGCUUCUCAGAUUCUGGAAAAUAUAUAUGCAAAGCUGUUACAUUCCCACUUGGAAAUGCCCAGUCCUCUACAACUGUGACUGUGUUAGUUGAACCCACGGUGAGCCUGAUAAAAGGGCCAGAUUCUUUAAUUGAUGGAGGGAAUGAGACAGUAGCAGCAGUUUGUGUAGCAGCCACUGGAAAACCAGUCGCACAGAUUGAUUGGGAAGGUGAUCUUGGCGAAAUGGAAUCUACUACAACUUCUUUUCCCAAUGAAACAGCAACAAUUGUCAGCCAAUACAAGCUGUUUCCCACAAGAUUUGCUAGAGGAAGGCGAAUUACUUGUGUUGUAAAACAUCCGGCCUUAGAAAAAGACAUUCGAUACUCUUUCAUACUAGACAUACAGUAUGCUCCUGAAGUUUCAGUAACAGGAUAUGAUGGAAAUUGGUUCGUGGGAAGAAAAGGUGUUAACCUCAAGUGUAAUGCUGAUGCGAAUCCUCCACCCUUCAAGUCUGUAUGGAGCAGGUUGGAUGGACAAUGGCCUGAUGGUUUAUUGGCAUCAGACAAUACUCUUCAUUUUGUCCAUCCACUGAAUGUCAAUUAUUCUGGCGUUUAUGUCUGUAAAGUGACAAAUUCCCUUGGUCAAAGAAGUGAUCAAAAGGUCAUCUACAUUUCAGACAUCCCGCUUAAGCAGACCUCAUCCAUAGCUGUGGCUGGAGCUGUGAUUGGAGCUGUCCUGGCCCUCUUCAUCAUCGCUGUCUUUGUGACUGUGUUGCUGACGCCGCGGAAAAAGAGACCGUCCUAUCUUGACAAAGUGAUCGACCUUCCACCUACACAUAAGCCACCCCCUGUAUAUGAAGAACGAAUUCCUUCUCUCCCUCAGAAAGAUCUUCUGUGCCAGACCGAACACUUGCCUUUGCAGACUCAGUUCAAAGAGAAAGGAGCUGGAGGUCUUCAGCCCUCUAAUGGACCAAUUAGCAGGAGAUUUGACUAUGAGGAUGAGAGCACAAUGCAAGAAGAUGGGACUCAGCAGAUGUGCCCCCUUUAUAACCAGAUGUGCCACCAAGACCGAAGCCCUCACCAACAUUACCCACGCAACCCCGAGAGACUCUAUAUCAACCCACGAGAACAUUAUGUGUGAUUUUCCUCGUUAUAAAGGGUGUUCUAACAAAUGUUUAUUCUUAGACCUGAGAGGGAAACUGAGGCAUCUAAAUGAUUUCAGUCUUAAGUGUGUUGGAACAAUCGAUGAAUGAAUCAGAGCUAAGAGUAGAUUGCUUAGCUUCAUUAAGGGUUCCUUAACUACCAGCUGUGUGUGUGAGCUCACCUGUAGCUUCACUUCACUGUAAGCCUGCAGUUUUGCUAACACUCCAUGGUGUGUUCAUUUGAAGAGGAAGGCCCCAGCUGCUGGCGACCACUCUGCUUGGGUCUCAGGCACUGCCUUUCUGUCAUUUAAACAGGUGGGAAAAUGAGCUCCAAAUCGAGUUCACUAAUUAUUAAGCUGGGAUUUAGAUUUCCCUAGCAUCUCAGUACGAUAACAAUACCUGUGUACAGAGGCCGGAGGAAAGAAGUGGACUGCUGCAUCCAAACAGUAACAAAGGGAAGGGGAAGCGACAAGCCUCCAUGCGCUUGUGAGCCAGCCUUAGUGCCCCGGCUGGCCAUUAGGCUCCAAGGGCUCCACGGGGCUGUCUGCCCUCUGUCCCCUAGUGACCAGCUGUGUCUGUGGAGUUGACUUUGUCCCUGUUGGUGCAACCUUGGGUUCCACUGGCCCAAUUAACCUGUUUCCCACCUCUCAGUCCUUAAAAAAAAAUCCCUGCUGAAAUGGGAUGGGUCCUUUUAGCUCUGUCCCUCUUCGCUUACACACGUUAAGCUCAUUCAAGGCUGGCUCACCACACAGGCGUUAGCUAGCUACUCCUCUUCAUUCUUCCCUCUUCUUCCAUGUCUUAUCUACCUCAAGAGAGAGAGAGAGAAGAGAGAAGAAAAAAAGAAAGAAGGCCUAUUGAAAAUCACCACAAAAUAACCCCCACUCUCAAAAGCCCAGCGGAAAAUUUGAAAACUUUUUUUUUUUUUUUUUGUAAAGCUACUUCAGUAUGACAUGCUUCAGUAUGGCAUGUGCUCUAUUCUCCUCCCCGUGGCACCUGGUCAGACAGCCUAAAGAGAUGCUUAUACAGUGGGUAACAGCAGCCUCUCUGCCAGGGUCGACAGCUACAAAGCUGCACUAUGCUGCUGGGCUGCCUGCUCCUCCUGUCUGCCUGGAGUUCUAGAACUUAUCUCCCCCUGCCAGCUGUCCAUCACGGAGACUGACAAUGGAGGUCACAGAGGGAAACUUACAGGCAAAACAAUCCUCAGUACAUCUUAAGAAUAGUGUUCCUUUACUGUGUGUCCUGGAAAGGUCAGAGUGUGACACUGGUAUUAAGAAAUCAAACACUGUGUCCCUGUUACAUAUUUUUUUUUAAAAAAAGAGAACAGUAUAAACAGCAAAAUAAAUGGUAAACAUUUCCAGCGUAAGCCUCCUUCAGGAGGAAAUGAGAACAUUAGUAGAUUUAUAGUGUCAUGCCAAAGACGCCUGAAACACGCUGUGCUGGCCUGGGUUCUCCUCUGCUUUUUUUGUUUGUUUGUUUGAUCGUUUGUUUGUCAGGCUUUGUGGGAUAAGUCAUAGAGGUGGUUCUGCAGUAAUAUACCCACCCACUCGGUUCCCUGGGUGAUAGGCAGUUCUAGGAGCAAGGAUACUCAAAUCCCAUCGUCUGUCUUUGGUAAGAUUAGCAUUUUCAGAGGAUAGGCCGGCUCCAGAGCACCUGGUUCCAGAGUUCCACUGGUCCUCGGGCCCCAUCGCUGCAUGAGCUUUGGGUUUAGUUUAUUGCCUUUAUAGCAAAGAUGAUGGCCAGCUUCAUUGCCCAGAAUGUCAUUACUAAGCCACUGUAACUAAUGUUCUAGGAUCUCCUGUGAUUGUUUUCCAAUAGUUAGGGUUGUACUGAGAGUUUUCUCUGACACUGAAGCAUUUCAGAAUACCUAGAGGCUAGGGCCCAGAAUGCAGCACCCCCUCCUUCAGAAGGCUUUAAAAAUAUCUUAAUGCUGAAGACAGUGCUGGAGUCCUGCUGGGAAGCAGGUUGUAGAGUCCAUGCCACAAAAGCGCGUUGCAGAGGCAGGGAAAGGGGCAGGAUGUCUUCGUUUGUGCCAGAGAAAAGGAUUUGGAAGCCUUUUGUCCUGUCCUUAGCACCAUCCCUGGAGGGACCCACUGUCUACCUUUCAACGAUUCUUAGUAUUGUUAUGAAAAAGUUAUUUUAGGGUGUGUGUACCGUCUGCAGCCAGCAAGUUCACCUCGUCUGUGUCUCUCUCAGCUAUGAAAGUCCUUGGGCAAACUACUAUAUUUGAUAGUUGUUGGCCCCAAACACAGGUCACAUAGGCUUCAUAACAGCCUAUUCUAGCACCUCCUGUCUGUUCUCUAUUUAAAAAGAAAAAGUUAGCUAAAUACAGAACAGCUUUAAAAGGGUUUGAUUAACCAGCCCCCUCAACCAAAGAAUGCCAUCCAAAAUUAGUCUGCUGACCUCUGUAUUUGGAGCACUUGAUGGCGCCAUUUAAAUUGGGAAGUAAAGGUCAGUAAGUGAGGUUGAGGGACAUAUCCACAGCUGGCCAUGCUCUCCCCAUUACCGUUUUAUUAAAGUUCACUGGGACAGAAGUAAAUCUACAUAGCAGUUUUCUAUGUACUGCUGCCACUGCGUUCCAAGGCGGCAGGGGGACAUGCUCACCCUCACCACACAGCCCCCAUUGCCUAUUUCACCUGCCCGCAUUGUGGCAGACCAUCAGAUCCACUGCAUCUCAGUCCACUGAAGCAUCUGUACUGGCUAGGAUCAGUGGGACUUACUGGGAUCUGAAUGCACACAGCAGUGAUGUGUCUUCCAUGAGAGUUCCCUUCAGGCCUGGCAUUUUGUAUGGUCUAAAUGUGAAGAUAUUGACAUGCUUUGGAGUAUUUGACAUAGGCAUCUAUAGAACUAUAUAGAGAAAGAGGAGAGAGAGAGAGAGAGAGAGAGAGAGAGAGAGAGAGAGAGAGAGAGAGAGAGACUAACUAAAGAAAUACCCAUUAAGUGACCUGGUUCUUGCCAUCAUUAUUAUGCUCUAUGUCCUGGUCACUGCUAAACAGGACCAAGGCCUCCCCCGCACCUUGUCUUUCAUAGAAGACUAAGUUUCAAGAAUUGUGUCGUUGCUGCUUGCCUUUUCUUGCACUCACUGUCCCCCUGGCGCUGUGCUUACUGUACAGCAGGGCCUGCCUUGACAGGAGAGAAUCCCCCGUUGUUCUCAAAAUCAACAGAACAGAUCUACACCCAGCUUUAACCCCUACUGUGAAAUCUUAGGAGAAGAAGUUAAAAUGUCUUGGGUAUCGGUUGUCCCCGCCCAUGAACCAGAGGCUUUUCCUGUCCACCGCUCAGAACUGUGGUAAGAACGAAACUAGGGAAUGGUAGGUGAGAAACUUAACUUCUGUCCAAACUGACGUGUACCCAGGUCUCCACUGUUCGGUAUUGAACUUCAGCUUCCGGUGCCUUUGCCAGUAUUUAGAGUACUGGAAUGUUCCAGGGAAAGCCUUCAGCGGUGCGGCAAAUUCAGUGUGAUAGAACCAAUUGCAAAGUACAGACAUUCCAUUAUUAUAAUAAACAUUUAUCCCAUAAAAUAGUUCACAUCUGGAACAUUGAUGUGGAUCCUUGGGUAAAGGCACUUGCCAUGCAAGCCUGGGACCCUGCAUUCAAUCCUUGGGGAUAGCAUAGAAGUAAAGGAGAGACAAGGGCCACCACACACCUCACACCUCAUUGCACGUGCGAUAAAACUAAUAAAUAUUGUUAAAAGGUUCACCUCUGUCAGGCUUUAGGUAGGAUAGAAGAGACGUUUUAGAAUUCAUGGUUGCUCCUGUUUUACAGAUCACUAUUAAUGAGUAGCUUUCCUGAGGACAGGAUGGACUGGGUUCUAGGGCCAGCAUCCAGCAUCGUACAUGAUCAUCUCACCAGAUAGGCUCACACCCCUGUUUAGUCCUCCUUCAAGAGCACCCGUGGGAACAGACAGGUUCCUACCCCCACACCACCCAGGAAUAGAUCAUGUAGAUCAUCAGUCAGCUGUUCCCUGCUUUGUUUGGUGGGGAGUGCAGUUGUCUUGGUUUUCUUUGCAGGGGAGGAUAAUACCCUGCACAUAAAACUAUAAGAAGUGUUAAAAGCAGAAAGCAAGCUCAUGUGCUCACUUUUCCCCUGUAAAUAUUCAGACGUGCUCCUCUGUCCGUUAGGCUAAGUGGCAAAGGCCAGCCAGGCAAAUGAGAUAAAGCAGCCCAUACCACUUGGUUUGCUUUUGCAGGGCACUGACUUCUAGCACCCUUCCCUAGACUGAAUAUAACACACUUCUUGCUGUUUGUCUCUGUUCAAUAAAGACUCAGCAGCCAAGGUGGCAACAGUCACAGCUGGAAGAAGCCAGAGAAGGGUAGAAAGUGUGAAACCUUGAGAUGCCAGUGUCACCAAACUGCUCCUCUCAGCUUCAUGUUUCUCUUGUUCUGGGGCUUGAAUGGCAAGCCUUUGCCUUCAUCCUGAGGUCAUUUGAAGACUAAAAGAAUCCAGGACUUUUAUCCAUAUUAAACCAAAAGCUCAUGUUUGCAAACCCAAUUAACUAUAAAAUGUUACUACAGUAAUUUGCUACAGCAGAUGAAAUAAUCUGAAUUUCUUCCAUUCAGAAAUACACUCUGGUCUGCGUCAGCUGUUAAGGCCGUCUUGGCAGCCUUUGGUAGAGAUGCAAGGGCUGCGUUCCUCCAGCCCAACCUCACCAGGUGUACUAAUAAGCCAGGAAGCUACAGAACAGUCCACCAGUCUUCUAUAAUGUUGAGAGCGCCCUGGUUCUGCCCUUCCAGGCAACCCAGCAGCAUCCCAUGCCUAUCUGCAGAAGCUAUCAGAAGUAAGCCCAGCAGUUCUUCCCGAUUCAGUGAGCCAGACUCCUGUUCUCUUUGAUUUCUACACAGAGAAGAAGUCAGGUAUCUCAGUCUGUGGGGCUUGUUCAUGAGAGGACUGGCCCUACAUGAUUUCAGCUGUUAAACCGUUAAUACCACCACAUUGACCGUAGACAAUAGUCACUCACUGGAUUAACAAAGUCUCAAGGGUCGGGCCACAAACAAAGCAUGUGCUACCAGUCUCUGGAGUGAAGAGAGCUUUGCAACUGUUGACGGCCCCUGGAUGGUGUGCACCCCUGACUAGGAUACAUCAGGUAAUAAUCAGCCAUCCCUAGAGGCAUACUGAAACUGAUCAACAUGUUUGAAAAUAAUCUUAUAAGUGAAAUCCAGUGUAACUAUUUGGUAAAGGUUUCUCAGCAGGUUGUCGUACCCUCGUACUAGGGUCGGGGGGUGGGGUCAUUCACUGCUCUGUAGUCAAGAACCUGUUGAAGAGUUGCUGACAUUUAUCCAUAGUAACAAGUGUUAUCUUGGGUUGCACUGUCAGCGCUAUGCAGAUUUAUGGGAAAGAACAAAAUAUCUGAAUUGACAACCAACUGACAGGCUUCUAUCCUCUUGGGCUACAAUUCCACAGUGAAAUUAUCAGAGUUGUCGCAAGGAAACUCUACAUAGGGGGCAGGUCACUUAGACACAAAGAGAGCUGCACUUGGGUCUUUCAGGUUCUAAUUACUAUUGCAAACAGUCUUCAAUAAACAAAGGGACCUUUCUGAGAUAGGUCAAUCUCCUGACAGUCUAAGGUGAGAGGCUACACAGUUGCCCCUUCAUGGAUUUCCCAAAGCAUUUCUAGGAUCAGAUCUCAUGGGUACUGCACAAUAGCUGAUUUUGUGACUUACGCUGGACUGAGUGUAUCUCAUGGAAUUUGGCUGUGGAAAGUGAUUAGAGGAAACCCCAAGGGAAAUCUUCCUGGGAAUCCAUAACAUUGGACUUGCUACAGUGACUUAGGACUGAGCCCUGUCCCAACCCAGAUGUGUCUGACAGCCAUGAAAAGAUGAAUUCUUUGUCUUCCUCAGAGGUUAAUUUCCCUUAAUAGCACACAGUAGAUCUAUGAAGCCCAGAGUUCCACACGGUUUUUCAAGUGAAUGGACAUCAUUGUUUUGGUUUUCAGUACUGCUUUCAGAAACAAUCAGGAUUUUAAGUCCACUCAAGUAUUGAUCAAGCUAAAUUAAAUUCCUCUCUGAAAUCUUACUGACAGCCCCAGUAUUCAUUAUAUUUUAACUAGAGGCAGUAGAGGUUUUUUCUGCAUGUAUUAGUUUACUCCAGCGCACACCUCUAUACUCUCACAUACUCUAAGUGCAAAAUUCCCUUCAAUGGAGCACUUCGGUGCCCAGAGGACUGACUGUCCAGUAUCUUUGGUUUCACUGUAUAUUAGAAAUCCCAAUUCCUCUGUCAAGAGCAUAUGUUAAGUAGCAGGUAUUGCCACUAGAACCCCAAGUUAUUCCAUUUGUCUCCAAAAGUUCCUAUUGUUCCUCUCCUUUCUACUUCUAUAUGAUACAGCAUCUCUGCCCACUUGCUUCCUCUCCAUGUGGUCCUCGCCUUUUAACAUAUCUUGGCAGCUUUGUCCCUUCAAGCCAGUGCUCCCUCACAGGGCUGCACUGGUGGUGGUGGGGAAUAAGAUGUGUAAGGGCUAACUUCAAGCGAGAUCCUUCUUUCAAAGUAGUUUUUACAAAAGCCCCUGGGCUUAGAAAUGAGAAACUCUCUAGCUAUUAUAUUUUUCUAUUCUUGUUUUGCUAUUUUUACUUCUGAAAUGUGAUCUCUGUCUGAAAAGAGGCUUUCUCCUGGUUUUAACUCUCUCCCUAUUAACCCUCUCACACCGAAAGCUCCACCUUAUGUUCUGAACUUCCUACUCUGACCUAAAACUAAGUCUCUCAGUGGGAAUCCCAACUCUUGUACUUCUAUUUAAAAAUAGUCAUAUCUUCUACAGAGGAAACUCUAGCUAUUUCCCUGGAAAGCCAGUGAGGCCCCAUACUGGCUCCGUCCAGGUCUCACAGCAAGCCUUGCUUCUUGAAAUGUAAACUGAGGCUAAUGUAGUUGCUUCGCAGCACUUGGGAGUUGAAUCCUGAGUAAGGAGUGAUGGAAGUGUUUUGCAUACAGCUUGUGCUUCACUAAUGGACAAUGGGUCAUCUAGACAGCCUUCAAGUAGGAGUGAGCCUAGCUUGAUUUGGAAUCCCUUUACCCCCACAGUUUGCAACAGAAGCAUACCUUGCUGUCUUUUUAUAGCGGAAAGCCAUUGCUUGUUUUUUGUUUAAUUAUUUGCAUUUUGUUGUAUAGAAAGAAUUUGAUGCUAUGUAUUUCUGCUUGUGAGAAAAGACCCAAGUUAUAAAUUUAAGUGUUAGAAUUGAAACAGUUAAUAGAAUAGUUGGGUGAGUAAAAUUCUAUCUCAGAUGUUGUGAAACACAAAGAUCAGCUUAGAUAUUUUGAUAUUAUAUUUUAAAUACUAGAUGUUAAUCUGGUGGGUUUUAGACAUUCCUUAAGUUUCCAGAAAUUGUCUUUUAUUUUUGCAUUUUGAACUAUAUGGCUUUAGAUAUUUUGAAUAAAGUCUUUUAUCAUCUAA